Molecule: messenger RNA, 4424 nt
Organism: Chaetomium strumarium
Lineage: Eukaryota; Fungi; Ascomycota; Sordariomycetes; Sordariales; Chaetomiaceae
Product: Endonuclease/exonuclease/phosphatase
Exons: 4
Coding region: 452-4048 (1198 amino acids)
Biological process (GO): phosphatidylinositol dephosphorylation
Molecular function (GO): protein binding; phosphatidylinositol-4,5-bisphosphate 5-phosphatase activity
Source: RefSeq, a predicted model, not a curated record
UGCCUGCGGCAAAUGGCUGGCCGGUGGGUCGCAACCGGAUCUCAGACACCCAAUUACCCAACGGGGAAGCACAUCGUCAUUUGCCCUUGCGCGGCUUAGAGGCACCCACUUUGCACCAACAUGCUUCCCCCAACAGCGCCAGGAAGUGCCCUCAAGACGCGGAACCGAAUCGGACCAGAAGAAUAGGGGCCAAACCGCCCUGCCUCCGUGGAUGAGGUUCUGGCGCAAUCCAACACAACCAGAAGUGCCUUGCCAGUGCCCACAGCCGACUGCCCCGCUGCUUGCAGAUGCACCGUCCCGCAACGCGCAUGCGCUCGUUUCCCUGUGGCAGAGACAGCGCACCGUCUAGACUCGCUCCGGAUGCACAACCUCCCAUGACAUACGGAGGUUCCUGGCCGAGGGUGAAUGGGUCACACAAUCCUUGAAGUUACUCUUCUCCCACAUUGCGGCCAUGGAUCCUCCAGGCGGCGACGGCCCUGACGGCUCGUCCAUCAGACCCGUGUCCUCGCUGCUAGCCAAGUUCGAGAACCUGAACAAAUCUUCUGAUGCCUCACCGCAGACCGGGCCCUCUUCCCGGACUACAUCCCCCGGUCCAGCACCUGUGCCGGCACCGAAGCCCGGGCGGCUACGCGAGGGAGAUGUGAGCCCAUCGGCGGCGCGCGAGCCACCUCCCGUUCCAGCAACACGCCCCAGGGAGAGGCUGAACGUCACAACCGUCGGAACCCCAGCCACCAAUAUUGGACUUUCUACGUCUCCCACACGCCCUGUUCCUCCACCCCUCAGCCCUCGUUCCGCGCAUCCCCCGUCGUUUACCAUCGAACCUCCUCAUUCACCGCCGAAAAUGGGUCUUGGGAUGCCUACGGGCGACCGGCCCGCUUUUGUGAAUACCGAUUCUCUGGUCAAGCCUUCGUCGCCAGCGACGGCAACCAAGCAAUUCAAGAUUCCCAGUCGCCCUCGUACGCCGGUGCUCGAGCCCAAGAGAUCGCCCCGUCUUGCGCCCUCGAAGCCCCCGUCCCCUCCUCCGCCUAGACGAUCCGCGGAGCUAAGACGGGAAAGAGAAGUGAAGGAUGUCAGCAGACCCGUUCCUCCUCCCGUUAAUCGGGCUGAAAAGCCUCUGAUAGGAGCAGCGCGCUUUUCUCUCUUUUCGCAACCUAGCCAGCCCGCCGAUGCGCACAAUCGCGCCGCAGACAAGGUCUCGCCCUUCAGCAGUCCUCCCGGCAGCAGCAGAUUUGCCGAGGAGGAGUCGCCCCCUGCGUUACCCACGAGACCGAAGACGCACUCAGAAAAGUUACAGCGGUCAAGGACGUUUGAGACAGCUGGCGAGCCUUUUGAGCCACCACCGCUGCAUCCUUCAGUCGUGGCCAGGAGGUUAGAAAGAGAGGGCGUCAAUGCUGGGGAACCGGCCAGUCCACAGCAGCCUAGUGACCAGCGACCGGCGCUUCCAGCGCGGCCGGUGAGUAUCAUAGACUCAGGCCGCGCUAUUCAGACGGCUUCAGCACCGCCACCGCGGCCGCCCCGACCAACUGUGAACACUAACUACCCUCACGACGUUGGCUCGCAGAAGCGAGUUGCGUCAACGCCGACAACACAUGCGCCGCCUACGAUCCCAAGGCUCAAUGGCAAGUCUAUGAACAUGGGAGUGGACCGGAUGUCAAGCAGGAUCCCAAGCGAUCUCCGUGCACCCACUGCCCCGGCUACCCCGAUCGAGUCGCGGCCCUCAGACGGCCAACCGGGGGGUUCCGCGAGGGCCGACACGUCUGCACCCGUGACCGCGGCGUACCCGGAUACCUCGAAAACCAACCGGAGCAAGCCUUAUAUCGCAAAAGGCGUGCACGAGAUUGCGACGAACUACGACAGUCGGAUGUUUGAUGUGUGUUGCGGAUUGGUCUGCACGACUGGCACUUACACACGAGCCUGGAGCGUACAAGAUGGCGACCUCGUCAUGAGCCUGGCCAUGGGUGAAGGCAUGAAGGGGACUGCGGUCGCGUUCAAGCCAGGGGAAAACGUUGAUGAGGAGGGCAAACGGGUCUGGAUCGGCAACAGUUUCGGCGAGCUAUUAGAAGCCGAUGUCCUGUCGCAGCGCAUCACCGACAACAAGCCUAACGCCCAUGGGCGGUGUGAAAUCAUCAAGAUAUACAGGCACUUCAACGAAUUGUGGACGCUGGAUGAAAGCGGCACGCUCCACGUCUGGGGUCCCGACGACAGGGGCGUGCCGAACUUGUCCCUGGGUCCCACCCAGUCCUACCGCCUGCCCAAGGGGCAUGUGUUCUCCAUAGUUGUGGGUGAUGAGCUCUGGCACGCGACAGGCAAAGAGAUACGGAUUUUCCUGCCGACUCUCGAGGGGAGGACGCAGUUCCAAGUCCUGAUGCGACCAUUGGGGCAAGACAGCGCAGGCGAAGUAACAUCGGGCACCCUGCUCACAUCAGAACCGGACAAGGUCUUCUUCGGGCAUAGCGACGGGAAAGUGAGCAUCUACUCAAGGAAGGACUACUCGUGCCUUGGGGUAAUGAACGUCAGCCAGUAUAAGAUCAACUCACUAGUCGGAGUGGGUCAGUACAUUUGGGCUGGGUAUAAUACGGGCAAAAUGUCGGUAUUCGACAUGGACCAGACGCCGUGGACUCUGAAAAAAGAGUGGCAGGCGCAUAAGAAUCCCGUCAUCAACGUGGUUGCCGACCGUUCCAGCUUCUACAAGCUCGACCGGUGCCAGGUGGUCUCGCUAGGGGCGGAUAACAUGCUGCGUACCUGGGAUGGGCUCCUCCAAGAUGACUGGUUAGAGCACGAGAUGAAGCGCAAAGACACCGAGUACUGCAGCUUUGAGAAAAUCAAGGCCCUCGUCCUGACAUGGAACGCGGGUGCUUCGACACCCCAUAGCCUGCGCUACUCCGAAUCUGACGCGGCAUUCUUUCAAAAACUCCUGCAGAGUAGCGAUUCGCCAGACAUUAUUGUCUUUGGUUUCCAGGAGCUUGUGGACCUGGAGGACAAGACAGCGACAGCGAAACGCUUUCUCAAGCAAGGGAAGAAGAAAAAGGAGGGCGCAGACCAGGAAAGGAUGAGCCACCAGUACCGCGACUGGCGCAACUUCCUGGUGCAAAUCCUAGACGACUACAUGUCGAGCGGUGGCCUCUAUCACGUCCUCCACACGGCACCGCUCGUAGGCCUGUUCACGUGUAUCUUCGUGAAGGCAGAUCUCCGCGAGCGCAUUAGCAACCUGAGCAGCGCCGAGGUCAAGCGCGGCAUGGGAGGGCUGCACGGCAACAAGGGUGCCAUCGUGGUGCGCUUCAUGGUGGACGACACGUCGCUCUGCUUCAUCAAUUGCCACUUGGCGGCCGGACAGUCGGCGGCCAACCAGCGACAUAGCGACAUCGCGGCCAUCUUGGAAGCGACGCUCCUCCCCGCCGAGCGCGACCCGGCCGUGCGCAUCGACAGCUUCGUCGGAGGCGGCGAUGGCUCCAUGAUCCUCGACCACGAGCUCUGCCUUCUCAACGGCGAUCUCAACUACCGCAUCGACACCAUGAGCCGCGACACGGUCGUCAAUGCCGUCAAGGCAGGUAACCUCGCCAAACUGCUCGAGCGCGACCAGCUGCUCGUCGCGCGGCGCCGCAAUCCCAACUUCCGCUUGCGCGCGUUUGAGGAGAUGCCCAUCUCUUUCGCGCCGACGUACAAGUACGACGUCGGCACGGAUAACUACGACACGAGCGAAAAGCGGCGGAGUCCGGCGUGGUGCGACCGGCUGCUGUACCGGUGCGGGGCCGGCCGCGGGCGGAUCGAGCAGCUGGAUUACAAGCGGCACGAAGUGCGAGUGUCGGACCACCGGCCGGUCAGCGGGCGCUUCAGGUUUGAGGUCAAGAAGAUCAACGCCAAGAAAAGGGCUGUGGCCUGGAUGGAGUGCCAGCAGAGAUGGGAGGAUCUGAGGGCGGCGGAGGCGGAAAGAGAGAAAUUCUAUUAUUUGACCAGGAUAAUUGGCUAUGACAAGACCACAGCGCAGCGGCUGAUUAACCAGCAGUCGUCGAGAAGGGACCAUAGAAGUCCCAGCAGGCACAGGGAAUAAAUGACUGGGCUGAGACAGGACAAUGACGGUUAAUUGGGAUGGUCGAUCCGGGAGACCCUUAUAAUAAUCGUUCCUCAUCGGCCGAUGUUUAGAGAUACAUACCCCUGGAGUUGUUGGGUCACGGGAGUCGAAGAUAGAGGGGGCUCCAACUUCCAUGAAUUGAAUUACACCAGCGGGGGGCUUGAGUUGCUUUUGCUUCCAUUUAAGGUACAUUUGCUUCCGAAGCUGAGCAACGGUGUGAAGGUGAGAGUGGUGUGUCGGAGAAUCGGUCAGGUAACUCGACCGAUCCCGACUGCACUGCGACAGGCAUGAUGUCAUCUAGACUGGGGACGGCUCAUAUGUGGCACUUGGAAGCAAUCCUUCUUGCAGAAGCAGU